Molecule: messenger RNA, 1639 nt
Organism: Zingiber officinale
Lineage: Eukaryota; Viridiplantae; Streptophyta; Magnoliopsida; Zingiberales; Zingiberaceae
Product: E3 ubiquitin-protein ligase ATL42-like
Exons: 2
Coding region: 24-1316 (430 amino acids)
Source: RefSeq, a predicted model, not a curated record
CAAUACAAAAUGAGAUCGACAAGAUGCAGCAGCGUCUCAAAACGAGUGUUAAUCUGAUGUUAAAUCUGAUGUUAAUCGCCUUCCUCCUCUUCUUUCUUGCGCCCUCCGCCGUCGUCGCCGCUGACUCGCCGUCGCAGGAGGCCGACGUCUCCUUCCGGCCGGGCUUCACGGUCGUGUUCGGCAUCUUCGCCACCAUGUUCGCUCUCAUACUCCUCAUGCUUUUCUGCGCUAAGUUUUGCCACCGCGGGCUUCUCACUCUCGAACCCUCCCUCGCCGCCGACGACCGAUCGAUUCUGCCCCUCCUCCAGCCUUCCGGAAUCGAAAAGGUUGCCGUUGAUUCCCUCCCUUUCUUUCGAUUCGAUUCGCUCCGCGGCGGCCGCGCCGGCCUCGAGUGCGCCGUCUGCCUCUCCAGGUUUGACGACGCCGAUGUCCUCCGCCUUCUCCCCAAGUGCAAGCAUGCCUUUCACAUCGCCUGUGUCGACCGAUGGAUCGAGGCGCACUCCACUUGCCCCCUCUGCCGCGCUGGAGUCUGCGCCGAGGACGCCGCCCUCUUCAGGGGGCUCUCCGCCAGCUGCCGCUUCUUGUUCGCCUCCGACCGCCUCGACGACGUCACCGCGGCUACCGAACUUGAGCUCUUCGUAGAAAGGCAGCCCUUUGGCUCCUCAAGAUUCAGCAUCGGGAGCAAUUUCCGGAGGACGGGCAAGAAAGGCAUGGAGAAGGAUGGAAUUAGGGCAGAAGAAGAAGGGGAUAACGCAGCUCAACACUUUCAUAAAUACAAGCACAGAAUUAUAGUCUCCGAUGUCAUGUCCAGAGGCCGGUGGAGUGACGUCAACUCGUCGGAUUUGCUUUCUUUGAGCGCAGAUAUGCUCAGCAUUGCUUCGAGCAAAAGAUUUAGCGAGGAAGAUUUCAACUUGGAGCAUGAUGGAGCUGAAAUUCAUCGAGAUGACAAUGGAGGAGACAAAAUUUCCGCAACUGAUGAGAAGAUAUUGACGAUUAAGAGAGAGAUGGAGAAGAAGAGACUGCUAGAACUCAAAGUCAGGCAAAUCAAAGGGAGCAAAUCAAUGGUUCUUUCCGGAUUUGUUGCUGAUGUGAACUCAAGAGCUUCGAUAUCCUGCAGGGCGAGAUCGAUGUCAGAAAUCACUAAUCUGUCAAGAUUUGAGAUGGGCAGAGAUGCAGCCAGGAGCAGCACAUCGGCAGGGGACAAAGAUGAGAAAUUUAGGAGGAUUUGGCUGUCUAUUGCAAGGAGGACAGUGAAGUGGUUUGCAGGGAGAGAAAGGAGAUCACAGAGUAGCACAGAGGAGUCAACAAGUGCCUGAUUGAAAAUAGUUUGGCCCGGUGGAUGGUCUGUUGACCGGCGAAAGACUUCUUUAACCGGUGAUGGAGCUCCUCAAUGAUCCUGCAUACAAUCCGACAAUCCAACAAAGUGUUAGUGACCAAAGACCAGGGAAGGGUCCCUGACAAGACCCUCCGACACUUAAGUCGGUACGUUUUUCGACGAGUGGGCGAAGAAGAAGUGUAGAUGAUAUGUGCGAGAGUAAGGUUUAGAUGAUGCUCAUUGCGAACUUUGCUAACGGAGAAGAUCCCCCUUUUAUAUAUCACCUCUCACAAUCUACGUGAUCAUAAGGUGGACCCUUGUGUC